AUGUGGGUUACUACGGCACCAAGGGCGAGAGGGAGAGGAUGGGGAGGGGAUGACGCAGUGGGCGAAAGUGAAUUUACACUGCUAGUAAGAGGGAAAGGCAAAGGCAAGGCCGAGGAGAAAGAACUGGUCAGGAUAGUAACGGAAAGAAUCGACCAUCUCGUAAACGUGCAAGGCAAAAAAGCAGUGCAGGCCCGAAGAUCGUCUCUCGAAGCUGCUCUCCUAGUGAAAAAGAGGGCUAGGAAAACAGCUGAGGUUGCAAACAAGGCGACUGCGAAGGAACUUGCUGCAAGGAUGCAGCCUAAAGACGGUAGUGAGAAGAAAGAGAGCAUUGAUUUUAAAGACGCUGUAGGCAGGAAGUUUCAGUUCCCGCUUCAUUUGGUUAGCACAUGGAAGGGCAUCGAAACCCUAAUCUCUUGUGCCUUCCUCCCCAUCCCUACCCUCGCCUAUGCCGUACAAGAAGGCCACUACGACCUCGUCGGCCCCGACAACACCAUUAUCCUCCCACAAGUCUGGGAAUCAGUAAUCGAACCC
Messenger RNA from Lindgomyces ingoldianus, 531 nucleotides. RefSeq lists its product as uncharacterized. The annotation marks the transcript as partial. The transcript is spliced from 2 exons. The record is from RefSeq and is a predicted model, not a curated record. NCBI's taxonomy places the organism in Eukaryota, Fungi, Ascomycota, Dothideomycetes, Pleosporales, Lindgomycetaceae.